CUGGCCAGUAUGAGGAGCUGGAGUGACCUGCGAAACGAAAUCUUGUUUCUGACAGAAAACGCCACCGGCUCACCGAGUCUAAUGUACCAGGCUGUGUCCCGAAUCGUGUGUGGACAUCCGGAAGGCGGUGGCCUCAAGAUUAAAUCCCUCAACUGGUACGAGGACAGCAACUUCCAGGCACUGUUCGGCAGCCACAACGACAGUGAUGACGAACCGGUUUCAGUCUAUGACAACACCACCACACCGUACUGUAACAACUUGAUGAAGAACAUGGAAGCCAGUCCCAUCUCUCGAAUGAUCUGGAGAGCACUGAAACCUCUCCUGAUGGGGAAGAUCCUCUACACGCCACACAGCCCUGCCACACAGAAGAUCAUUCAUGAGGUCAACAAGACAUUUCAGGAGCUCGGAAUUCUACGAGAUUUAGGAGGAAUGUGGGAAGAAGCCAGACCGAAGGUUUGGAAUUUCAUGGAGAACAGUGAAGAAAUGGAUCUGUUGCGGUGUGUAAACCUGGAUAAACUUGAACCUGUGAGCACAGAGGAGAAACUGGUGAACGAGUCCAUAAGUCUCCUGGAUAACAGAAAAUUUUGGGCGGGAAUUGUGUUUUUGGACAUGCAGUCCAACAGCUCUGAACUUCCCCCACACGUCAAUUACAAGAUCCGCAUGGACAUUGACAAUGUGGAGCGCACAAACAAGAUUAAAGAUGGGUAUUGGGAUCCUGGUCCCAGGGCUGAUCCGUUUGAGGAUUUGCGGUAUAUUUGGGGAGGAUUUACUUACCUUCAGGAUGUAGUUGAACACAGCAUCAUCAGAGCAAUUACUGGGACCAAAGAGAAGACUG
Messenger RNA from Sinocyclocheilus grahami, 835 nucleotides. Its product is annotated as ATP-binding cassette sub-family A member 1-like. Lineage: Eukaryota; Metazoa; Chordata; Actinopteri; Cypriniformes; Cyprinidae. The transcript is spliced from 5 exons. The annotation marks the transcript as partial. The record is from RefSeq and is a predicted model, not a curated record.